CUCGUCUCUUGACUACUGUUGGUGACUUCUGACUGCCUGACCCGAAGUCUGAACUCACCUAGGAGACAAAUCCGGAAAGGAAACUCUGUGAUGAAGAUGGGCAGAUGAAGACCCCCGACGCGGCUGCCCCGGCUCUGCUCCCUGGACAGGACACAGCGUGGGGCUGAGCAGCUGCGCCGUGUGGGACAAUGACAUCGGCCGGCAGUGGGGGCCCCUCGGAGAGCAUCUUGGAGCUGGACUAUGCCUCCUGGAAGAUCCGCUCGACGCUGGUGGUCGCGGGCUUUGUCUUCUACCUGGGCGUCUUCGUGGUCUGCCACCAGCUGUCCUCUUCCCUGAACGCCACCUACCGUUCUCUGGCAGCCAGAGAGAAGGUCUUCUGGGACCUGGCGGCCACACGUGCCGUCUUUGGUGUCCAGAGCACGGCCGCGGGCCUGUGGGCUCUGCUGGGGGACCCAGUGCUCCAGGCGGACAAAGCGCUCGGCCAGCAGGACUGGUGCUGGUUUCACAUCACAACCGCGACCGGCUUCUUUUUCUUUGAAAACGUCGCCGUUCACCUGUCCAACCUGUUCUUCCGGACCUUCGACGUGUUCCUGGUUGUCCACCAUCUCUUUGCCUUCCUGGGGUUUCUCGGCUUGGUGACCAACCUUGGAGCUGGCCACUACCUGGCCAUGACCACGCUGCUCCUGGAGAUGAGCACCCCCUUCACAUGCACUUCCUGGAUGCUCUUAAAGGCCGGCUGGUCGGACUCCCUGUUCUGGAAGCUCAAUCAGUGGCUGAUGAUCCACAUGUUCCACUGCCGCAUGGUGCUCACCUACCACAUGUGGUGGGUGUGCUUCUGGCACUGGGAUGGCCUCGUGGGCAGCCUCUACCUGCCCCACUUCGCGCUCUUCCUCGUGGGGCUGGCCCUGCUCACGCUCGUCCUGAAUCCGUACUGGACCCACAAGAAAACGCAGCAGCUCCUCAACCCGGUGGACUGGAACUUCGCACAGCCGGCAGCCAAGAGCAGCCGCCCAGAAAGGGCCAACGGCCAGGUGCUGCAGAAGAAGAGGCCAUAGCUGCCCGCGCGGGGCGGCCGGGACCCCUGCGGACGAGGGCGCGCGGGCUCUGGGGAGCUCUGCCCGCGAGGACCCCAGCAGCCUAUGGAGCCAUGGACACCGUCUGGUUCUGCGUGGACACUAACUUGUCUGGUUCUACGUGAACACUAACUUGCUGUUUGUAGCAUUAACACUGAGUAGCCGCAGUGUCUUCAGGAGCUCGAUCCUGACUGUGGGCUGGCGUGCGAGCUUGGCCCGCAUUGGACACAUUUGGCAUUAAUGAGGGCUGUGCGUGGGACGUGGUGCUGUGGUGGCUGCUGGGGGAGCCGUGUUUGAUGCUCACGUGGCAAGUGCCAUGGAGCACUCGGUCUCAUGUGCACAUCUUGUGCUUUGAGACGCCAUACGCUUCUCAGUUGGAAAGAAUUAACCCAAGGAAAUAAUACAGCUUGUUACCCUUAGCAAAAUUCCCGUGUCCAGAAGCUGAAAACCGUUUGUAGAACAGCGCCAUCUGGUGGCAAAUGGUAUGAAGACAUCUUGGGGUAACUGCCCUCCUGAGGGAGCCUUGAGACCCCACUUCCCUGCCUUGACGUAGGGUGGGGGGCGUCCUGAGAGCAGAGCCCCCCACUUCCCCUGCCCUGCCCUGACAUGGGGUGGGGGUCCUGUGUUAGCACAGCCACCCCACACCCCCUGCCCUGAUAUGGGGGUGGGGUGGGGGUCCUGUGAUAGCACAGCCCCCCACUUCCCUGCCCUGAUGUGGGGGUGGGGUGGGGGUCCUGUGAUAGCACAGCCCCCCCACUUCCCUGCCCUGAUGUGGGGGUGGGGUGGAGGUCCUGUGAUAGCACAGCCCCCCACAUGCCUGCCCUGAUAUGGGGUGGAGUAGGGAUCCUGUGAGAGCAGAGCCCCCCACUUCCCCUGCCCUUACAUGGGGGUGGGGUGGGGGGGUCCUAUGGACACCCCCUUGCCCUGGUUGAAAUGAAGUCUUGUAAGUUUUUUUCUAAUUAAGGACCCUACUCUGAAAUAUGAAUUAUUUAUUUAUGCCAUGCUAUUCAGUUGGCAGCAAGGCCGGUGGCUAGCGGUCAGGUGCGUAGCUCUGGGAGCUGCGUUGACCUGCUCACCCCCAGUUCUGUUCCUCUGUGGGUCUCCAGACGACUUUCCCUAUAAGCCUGCAGCCUCCCUGGCCACCCAGAGAGGCCACAGCCACCCCGUGCUCCCCUGCCUGGCGACGGUGGGGCCCAGGAGGAGUUUGUACAGCAGCCUUGCACUGUUAUCCAUGGCACGCGGGAGUUCUGUGUGCCGUGUGUGUGCGAUGGGAACGCACCUGUGAGGUGUCUGCAGAGGGCACCACGCGUGGCCGUACUCGUGGACUGUGGGCCCUCGGAGGAGGCUGUCUCACUGCUGGACUCUUGACUGCUGAUAACGUUUAGGUCAAGAUUGACGUUACCUGCGGAUCUCAUUUUAAACCUGCUGGGACUGUGAACCCCGCCCCUGGCGCCGGAUGGCUCUCGUGCAGUGUCGCCCUCCACGUGGGGUCAGCGAGAGCCGUGUCUUCUCGGCCAGCUGAAGUUUAAUAAAGUACCUGCUGUGU
Lepus europaeus (European hare) is the source of this 2619-nucleotide messenger RNA. It is a transcript of the gene CLN8, whose product is annotated as CLN8 transmembrane ER and ERGIC protein. Bases 189 to 1055 code for a protein of 288 amino acids. The transcript is spliced from 3 exons. The record is from RefSeq and is a predicted model, not a curated record. NCBI's taxonomy places the organism in Eukaryota, Metazoa, Chordata, Mammalia, Lagomorpha, Leporidae. Gene Ontology annotation, cellular component: endoplasmic reticulum; membrane. Gene Ontology annotation, biological process: lipid homeostasis.